AUGACCAAAGGACUGUUUCUGCACACGCUUCAGAGGCAACACCAAUCUUUAUUUGCACCUGGUCCAGUUCAGAGCCACCAGACCCGGGGCCAGCACUCCAGUUCAUCCCAAGCACAGAAGGCUGGACCCCGUGCCCUCUGUGGAGUGGUUCACCCCACUCCAGCCACUGUCACCACUGCCCUGCUGGAAGAUCCCGUUCAUCCGCGAGGCGGAGCAGGCAAGGCGGCCCAGCCGGGGGACUACGGCAGCGAUGGCGACUACCUGUUGUUGGGCAGCCUGCGCGUGAGCGGCGCGGGCGGUGCCGGCGCGGGCAAGACGGUCAAGUGCGUGUUUCUAGAUGAGGACGACGACGAGGACGAAGAGGAGCUGCAGCUGAGGAUCAAGCAGGAGGUGGACGAGGAGGACCAGGAGCCGCCGCACCAGCAACUCCUGCAGCCACCCGGGCAACAGCCGCCACAGCUGCUGAGACGCUACGACGUCGCCAAAGUGCCGAGCAGCUCGGCCGAGUCCCCCGAGGGCGCGAGUCUCUACGACGAGGUGAGGGCAGGCGCGACCUCCGGCGCUGGGGGCGGCAGCCGUCUCUACUGCAGCUUCAAGAACAUCACCAAGCUCGCGCAGCCCGCGCUGUCGCCCGCAUCCGCGCGCUCCGUCUCCACUUGGUCUUCGUCCAGCAGCGGCAGCAGCAGUAGCAGCAAGGACGCCGACGACCUGAUGUUCGACCUGAGCUUGAAUUUCUCCCAAAGCGCGCACAGCGCCGGCGAGCAGCAGCUGGGGGGCGGCGCGGCGGCGGGGAACCUGUCCCUGUCGCUUGUGGAUAAAGAUUUGGAUUCGUUCAGCGAAGGCAGCCUGGGCUCCCACUUCGAGUUCCUCGACUACUGCACGCCGGAGCUGAGCGAGAUGAUCGCGGGGGACAGGCUGGAGGCGAACUUCUCCGACCUGGUGUUCACGUAUUGAAAGGGGCGCCCGGCUUCUCGCUCUUUCUCUCGGCGGGUGCCGGGUUCCUCGGGAGGAAGUCGUGGUGGUCAGGAUAAUGAUGAUGAUGAUGAUGAUGAUGAUGAUGAUGAUGAUGAUGAUGAUGAUGGUGGUGGUGGUAGUGGUGUUGGAUGGUGGUGGUGGUAGGGUGGGGAGAGAAAAAGAUGCUGAUGAUAUUGAUAAAAUGUGACGCAAAGAAAUUGGAAAAGAUGAUGAAAAUUUUGGUGGAGUUAAAGUGAAUUGAGUAGUUUUAAAAUAUUUUUCCUCUCCUUUUUUUUUGUUUCCCCUCCC
Molecule: messenger RNA, 1263 nt
Organism: Ictidomys tridecemlineatus (thirteen-lined ground squirrel)
Lineage: Eukaryota; Metazoa; Chordata; Mammalia; Rodentia; Sciuridae
Product: SRY-box transcription factor 11
Source: RefSeq, a predicted model, not a curated record